Molecule: messenger RNA, 375 nt
Organism: Necator americanus (New World hookworm)
Lineage: Eukaryota; Metazoa; Nematoda; Chromadorea; Rhabditida; Ancylostomatidae
Exons: 1
Coding region: 1-375 (124 amino acids)
Biological process (GO): tRNA processing
Cellular component (GO): nucleus; ribonucleoprotein complex
Molecular function (GO): mRNA binding
Source: RefSeq, a predicted model, not a curated record
AUGAAUAUGACGGAGUCUGAGAAUGUUGCUCCUUCUGCUGCUGGGGAAAGUGUGAACGAGAAAGUUGUUAGACAACUUGAGUACUAUUUUGGCAACAUUAACCUUCCAAGAGACAAAUUUCUUCAGGAUAGUAUGAAACAGGACGAGGGAUGGGUUCCAAUCAACACCUUACUUACAUUCAAUCGCCUUGCUGCCAUCACCACUGAGACUCGAAAUGGUUACGUAGCAUACGCGUUGCUCACGUUUCUCGCUACUAUUGGUGACUUAGGUCAGGAAAUCGUCGUUUUACUUUAUGUUUCUAUCAAAGAUGCAAGUACUUCCAAGAGUACCACAUCCUUGGAGCAGAUAUCGUCAAGUGCCACUAACAACGAAUGA